CCCUCGAUGAUCAAUCCAUUCAUUCAUUCGCAUUUCACUCAAAGAGACUCUCUCACCUUUCUGAAUGCUAGUGCCAACUAACUUGCAAAAUUAAGUUGCAUGCGCCAUCUCACCACCGCCUACCCACCCGCCAAAUUCACCAGCCACAACCAACAGCAAUGCCAAGAAAUUAAAGAACAAAUAAAGAAUGUCGCCUCCCCAGAAACCACCAGCAGUUACCAACGAUCUCAAGCACCGUGUCAUAGCCUGUCUCAACAAGCUCUCCGACCGCGACACUCUCUCUGUCGCCGCCACAGAGCUCGAGUCCAUAGCUAAGAACUUAACCACUCCAGACUCUUUCUUACAUUUCCUAAACUGCAUUCAUAACACUGAUUCUUCCUCUAAAUCUCCUGUCCGCAAACAAUGCGUCUCUCUUUUAACUCUUCUAUCUCGCUCCCACGGCAACUCUCUCUCACCCCACCUCUCCAAAAUGAUCUCCACCAUCACCCGCCGACUUCGCGACCCCGACUCCGCAGUCCGCUCUGCCUGCGUCGAAGCCACCUCGGCCAUGUCUUCUCAGAUCACCGACCCCCCCUUCUCAACUCUCUCCAGGCCGCUUAUUGACUUGUUGACUGUUGACCAGGAUUUCAACGCUCAGAUAGGGGCGGCUUUGUGUUUGGCAUCGGCCAUAGAGGCAGCACCAGAGCCAGAGGUGGAGCACUUGAGGAAGGUGCUGCCGAGGCUUGGGAAGCUGGUUAAGGGAGAUGGGUUUAAAGCAAAGGCGGCGUUGCUGAGUUUGAUUGGGAGCAUUGUUGGCGUCGGUGGGGCGUCAAGUAAGGGGCUUUUAGAUUGGUUAGUCCCGUGUUUGGUUGAGUUUUUGAGCAGUGAAGAUUGGACAGCCAGAAAAGCUGCUGCUGAGGCCUUAGGGAAGGUGGCGUCAAUGGAAAAGAAGUUGGCGAAGGAACAUAAAGCUACCUGUUUGACUUCUCUAGAGACCAGGAGGUUUGAUAAGGUGAAGGUGGUUAGGGAGACUAUGAAUCGCACAUUGGAGUUGUGGAAGGAGGUGCCAGGCAUUUCUGAGGAAAUUUCAGUUCCAUCUCAAUCUACAUGUUCUUCUAUAGAUAAUGCUGUUGGUAUAUGCAUCUCCACCGCCUCCAAAAAUUCCAAAGACAUCGGUUUCAAAACUCCUUUAUCUAAGAAAACAGUCCCCGCAAAUAGGUCCCCUCCUCCUGAUGCUUUGUUCAUGACAGCUGCCAAAAAACAAAGCCCGGCAAAGAGCAAUGACAGCAAUUCAAAGACAGGAACGUCUCAUAAGCUGAGCCAUGAUAGACAUUCAGCUUGGAAAAUUGAAAUCGCUACUCCACCAGGAAAAGCUUGUGGUGAUGUUGCAGGGCAUGAUUCUGGAGUUUUGGGAUCAGGGCAGAAUGUGGAUGAUACAAAUUCCACACCAGAAACAAAACGUGUCCUCUUCAGUAGUAUCCUAGUUGACAAACGGCACAAAUAUGAUGGUUUGAAAUCUGGGUCGCGGGUGGUGCCAAUUCAGGGGGAUGAAAACUGUUACAGCAAAGAUGUUGAAGUGAGCAGGUCUACUGAAGAUUUCUAUGAGAACCAUAAAGAUUACGAGGAUCUGUCUUUGAUCCGUGAACAACUUAUUCAGAUUGAAAACCAGCAAUCCAGUCUUUUAGACCUCCUCCAGAGAUUCAUGGGGAGCUCCCAGAGUGGUAUAAAUUCUCUCGAGACACGUGUUCACGGCCUGGAGAUGGCAGUCAAUGAAAUUUCAUAUGAUUUGGCAGUAUCAAGUGGAAGGAUUCCUAGAACUGACUCUGUAGAGAACACAUGUUGCAAGCUUCCUGGUGCAGAAUUCUUAAGUUCCAAGCUCUGGAGGAGAACAGAAUGUCGCUCUUCUACUUCAAGGUUCUCUUCUUCUGGGAACGCUCAGUCAUUGAAUUCUGUUUGCAGUAUUCCUGUUAAGAAUGCUAGCAUUGAAACAUACAACCCAGGAAGCCAAAGAUCUCAGCGUCAGAGUAUGGGUGGAUUUGUUGUGGAUACGUUGGCAGAUGUUUCCAGCGUAAAUAGGCAGAGUUCAGGGCUCUGUACAAGUCAAAUGGCAAAUAACAGAAGUCGAGAUGAACCUAUGCAGCAGGUUUCCUCUUAAAUGAAAACAAGAAUUUUUCAUAACAGUCAUCCAGCUGGGAGACAAGGGCCAUAAGAACCUAAAGCUGAACGCACUGGAAGAAAAAGCCAGUCACAGAUCAAGUUGGCCACAAGUGCAUAAAUGUGAAACUCUUGGAUUUUUACUGCCUUCUCACUGAUUAUACGACGGGCUUCAGGGAAUAAUAUCCAGAUUUCUCUUGUCUUUAGGAACACACCACCAGAGCUAGUCUCCAUAAAUGAUUCUUAUUUAACUGGGUUUCACCAUUUGCUGACGGAGAAGUUAUAGCUGUGCAGGGACCAGUAUUUCACACUGCUUUGUAUGGUGAAUAAAGAAUCUUUCUGUGGGAUAAACCCACCCUGUUCCUAGAAUCAUGUUGUAUACCAUGGAACAAGUUAUUCAAGAUAGAACAGUUGAGGGGAGGGGCACCACUGUCACAGACCCAUACUGCUGUUUAAAAAGAAGAUAGUUUUGCUUUUUAA
Molecule: messenger RNA, 2613 nt
Organism: Populus nigra (black poplar)
Lineage: Eukaryota; Viridiplantae; Streptophyta; Magnoliopsida; Malpighiales; Salicaceae
Product: TORTIFOLIA1-like protein 4
Exons: 5
Coding region: 188-2134 (648 amino acids)
Cellular component (GO): microtubule
Molecular function (GO): microtubule binding
Source: RefSeq, a predicted model, not a curated record